AUGAGUACUGAAUUCGAAAAAGAGAGUAAUUUAAGUGCUGAAGAGGCCAAAGUCAAGACUUGGUUGAAUUAACAAUAUGAAAACUUGAAGGACAUGAAGAGCUAGACAGCGGAUGAAAUGUUUAAGAAUAUAGAUAGCAGAUAAAUCUAAAAGCAAAUCAAAUCUCAAAAUGAGAAAUUAAAUGAGGAAAUGAGAUAGCAAGAAUUCAGCAAUAACAAUUUAACCUUCUCAGAAGCAUCAUAACAUUUGGGAAGUAUGCUAAUUUAAAUGAUAGAGCAUGAUAGAAAGGACCCAGCUAAAUAUUUCAGAACAUCUCUUGAUCCAGCCUUGAAAAUUGACAAUGACUAAUUUCACGAGAUAUUAAAUGAUCUCCUUAGUAGGUUAUCUGAUGUUUAACUGUAGUCAGCCAAGAAAGUUCUUCAUAGAUAUAAGCAUGAUAAACGAAAAGUUACUACUGGUAUUUAAACUGAAGUAGAGGAUGAAAUGACACUGUAUUUUCAAAGAAAUAGAAUCAGCACUUUGAAAAAGGAUGUCUCUAUCUUAAAUGAUAAGCUAGAAGAAAAUCAGCAGAUUCAUCAGUUUUUAAUUAAAGAGAAUCAUGAGAUCAACACCAAGCAUACUAAGAUAAAUGAGAGAUUUCGAGAGCUUUCAAAUAAAUAUGACCUUCUUGAAACUAAGUAUCAAAAUUAGAUUCAAGAAAAUAUGACUAUUUCAUCCUAGAAAAACAUAGUUGAGUAAAGGCUGCACGAAGUCACUAAUACCUAUCAAGAAUUGAGAAAUAACUUAGAAACUACCCUCAAAGAUGCAUUGAAUCUAAAAAAGGACAGAAAAUCUUUGAUAAAUGAGUUGUUCUAUAUCGGAUCAAAAUUUUAGGUCGUAAAAGUGCCUUAAGUAUUUUAUAAGUUAGGUAUUUAAAACUUUGAAGAAGAUCUAGAGGAAGAAGAUCCUAAUAGAGAGGACUCUGAGAGUGAUGGUUAAGCAAAAGAUGUAAUAGAAUAAGCAUAGGAUGAUAGUUUUGAAUUGAGUGAGAUAUCUUCCUAAGUGUCUAAUAUUGAAUAAACAGAUGAUAAUAUAGAAAAAUCAGUAAAUAAUGCUAGCAAAAUUCAAAGAAAAACUAUAUUAAAAAUAGGAAAUCAAAAGCAUAUUGAAGGGAAUCCAGAAAAAGUAAAACCUGACAAAUUAUCUAAUUAAAACGAUUUGUUAAAAAGAAGGACAACCUAGAUAAAUGUAGAUACCUUACAGCGUCAGCGUAGAAAAGAAAAAGAAGAAGUUGAUUAAAUUAAAUUAAAGCUUCAAUAAGAAAUAGACAAUCUUAAAAGAGAACUUGAAAAAUAAAAUAAACCUAUAAAAGAUAACUAGCAAAUGCCCGUUAAUGAAAAUGUAUAAUUCAAAACUUAAAAAAUCUUUGAUAAUGCAUAAUAUCAGCAGAGUGUAAAUCCUAUUGUAGAAAGGAAGGUUAUAAUAAAAGAAUUCACUCCUGAAAAGAGAAGAUAAGAAUCGAUGAGAAUUAUUAAUAAAGAUUGCGCAAGUAUUGGAGUUCAGUUUCCUGAUUAAAACAUGCUGAAAAUGAGAGAAACUUUAAAAAUGAUACAUAGAAAAGAACUAAGAACAAAAAUGAUAUAAACAGAAGACUUAGUUGACGAGGAGCUUUUACGGUAGCUCAAAGAACAAAAAGCGAAAUACGGUUUGAAAAUUUUCGCAACAAAAAGUUCAGAUAUGGCAAUGAAUAAUAACUCUUAAGUGUAAUUUAAAUCAACUGCUAUUUAUAACAAAGUUCCUCCUGAGUAUAUUUUAGAAUCUAAGAGAUCAAAUAGAAACGAUGAAGAAUCCUAUGAUAUGGUUUAGAAUAAUCCAAUAUACAAUAAUAAGAUUUUUAUUCCAAGAUAAACCCAAAGAUCAAUUGUUAUUGAUAAAAGUUUAUCUCCUGAGAGGAGUAAAAAUAAAAUUACAAAGAAUACAGAACAUGUAAAAUAAAGCAAUUGA
Stylonychia lemnae is the source of this 1983-nucleotide messenger RNA. NCBI's taxonomy places the organism in Eukaryota, Ciliophora, Spirotrichea, Sporadotrichida, Oxytrichidae. The record is from the annotation of a GenBank genome assembly.